This is a messenger RNA of Micromonas commoda, 798 nucleotides long. RefSeq names its product mitochondrial carrier family. The transcript has a single exon. Gene Ontology annotation, cellular component: mitochondrial inner membrane. The record is from RefSeq and is a predicted model, not a curated record. Gene Ontology annotation, molecular function: S-adenosyl-L-methionine transmembrane transporter activity. NCBI's taxonomy places the organism in Eukaryota, Viridiplantae, Chlorophyta, Mamiellophyceae, Mamiellales, Mamiellaceae. The annotation marks the transcript as partial.
GUCGCGGGCGCCAUCGCGGGCACCCUGGUCAGCAUCGUUCUCCACCCCGUGGACACGAUCAAGGUCACCAUCCAGGCGGACAGGAAGGUUCGAGAGCCCAUCGCUAUGGUGGUAAGCAGAAUAAUCCGGCAGCGGGGCGUUUUCGGGCUGUACUCCGGCCUGUCCACCAGCCUGGCGUCUUCAGCGCCAAUCAGCGCCAUCUACACCGCAUCUUACGAGCUCGUAAAGGGGAGGCUCCUGCCGGGCCUGCCGGAGGAAAAACGGUGGAUUGCCCACUGCAUCGCCGGUGGAUGUGCCAGCGUGGCCACCUCGUUCGUGUACACACCGUCUGAGUGCAUCAAGCAGAGGUGCCAGGUUACGGGCGCGACUAGCGCGUUUGCGGCGGCAAAGAGCGUGGUCCGCGCGGAUGGCGUGCUCGGUUUGUACAAGGGGUGGAGCGCGGUACUGUGCAGGAACAUACCUCAGAGCGCCAUUAAGUUUUUCGUGUUCGAGCAGCUCAUGCGCGCGGCUGGCGGAGCUCUCGCCUCGGGAGGGGGAUCUUCGGGUACGCUCCCCGCGCUCGCCAUCGGCGGCGUGGCUGGAUCCACCGCAGCGAUGUUCACAACGCCGUUUGACACAAUCAAGACGAGGAUGCAGACCGCGGGGGUUGUGAACCAGGGCGGAUCCACGAUGCGGGGUUUGUUGCCGACAAUGAGAGAUAUCGUGGUGAACGAGGGAGUGGGCGGUCUGUACCGUGGCGUCAUACCGAGGCUGCUCAUUUACGUCACGCAGGGCGCUGUAUUCUUCAGUUCCUACGAG